GUUAGUUCUUUUUUUACUGUGUUUAAAUGUGAUAAUCAAACUCUUUGACCCAUUUAUCAUAUUUCAUGUUCAGAGCACUUCUAAAAAUGUGCAUUUGUUUUAUUACCUGUUUUUCGCUGUUGUGUUUUUCUGCACAGUUUCCAGCCCUCUAAAAUGAACACAACUGAGGAAAUAACAUUGUUUAUUAUUGAGGGAUUUAAGGAGAGGAAAUUGAUUCUGUUUGCUAUUUUCUUGCCAAUGUAUGUUCUGAUACUGGUUGGAAACAGUAUGAUUAUAUAUUUGGUCAGAACCGACUCCAAGCUGAAUUCACCCAUGUACUUUUUCCUCCACAAUCUUUCCUUCUCUGAUUUAAUCUACACGUCAACUACAGUCCCCAACAUGCUUUCAGGAUUUCUAGUGGAAGUGAAGACCAUUUCCAAAACAGGCUGUUUAACACAGAUGUAUGUUUUUCUCUCAAUGGGUAUAACUGGACGUAGUUUGCUAACGGUGAUGGCUUUUGACCGGUAUGUAGCCAUCUGUAACCCGUUACGCUACACGUCAAUCAUGAGCAGGAAAGUUCGUUAUUUGCUGAUAUGUGCAUCAUGGGUCUUUGGAUCGUUUGUUACUCUACCAGCUUUCUUUUUAGCAUUGCCUCUACCCUUCUGUGGGCCAAACGUAAUUAAGCACACCUUCUGUGAUCAUACAUCAGUUAUACGCCUGGCCUGCACUGAUAUUACAAGAAAUAGUGUAGUUGGACUAGUUUUUGCUUUAUUUUCCCUUCUUUCCACUUUCCUGCUGAUUCUCACAUCAUAUGUUUUAAUUGGGAAAGCCAUCAGCAAAAUGGGCUCAGUUGAAAGAAAGAAAGCUGCUGCUACUUGUGUGUCUCACCUGAUAGUGGUGACUAUAUCAUUUGUAUCUGCUGCAUGUGUGUACAUCUCCUACAGAGUGCCCUCAUUUGACCCAGAGGUCCGUUUGAUUAUUUCUGUGCUUUACUCUGUUUUGACGCCUCUGAUAAACCCCUUCAUUUACAGCUUGAGGAAUAAAGAGCUGCAGCAUGCUAUGAAAAGAGCCUUCUGCAAAUACAGGGCAGGUUCAAAAACAUUCAGGAAAACUGUGCCUUCUGUAGUAUCAUAGUACACCUAAUAAGACUAUUUCUGAACUGUUUAUCAAUAUAUUCACAAAAUGUGACUUCAGUGCAUUUAUGUUUAAUUGCUUCUUAAAAGAAAAAUGUAAAAAUCAUAAAUUUUUCUCCUUUUGUAAUACAGUUAUGGAUUCUGUUGUUUUACUCUACACAAGUGAGCUUUUUAUAAUUGCUUUUUAAUGUAAUAAAUGUAAAGAUUAUCAAUGUUUCUCCUUCUGUAACACAGUUAUGGAUUCUGUUGUAUUUACUGUACAAAAAGAGACUUUGACUUUAUUAAAAUUUUUAUUUAUUAUGUUCUAUCGCUAAAGCAUGUUGGUUUGUCAUGCUCACUUACUAUACAUUUAUCCAACAGCACAAAGCUUAACUAAAUUUAGCACUUUCUUAUAUUUGUAUGGUUUACAUAACUAUUGCU
Astyanax mexicanus (Mexican tetra) is the source of this 1532-nucleotide messenger RNA. RefSeq names its product olfactory receptor 142-like. Bases 154 to 1113 code for a protein of 319 amino acids. The transcript has a single exon. The record is from RefSeq and is a predicted model, not a curated record. NCBI's taxonomy places the organism in Eukaryota, Metazoa, Chordata, Actinopteri, Characiformes, Acestrorhamphidae. Gene Ontology annotation, cellular component: membrane. Gene Ontology annotation, biological process: G protein-coupled receptor signaling pathway. Gene Ontology annotation, molecular function: G protein-coupled receptor activity; olfactory receptor activity.